GUCUCACCUACGUCAGGUUCACGCGCUCGCGGCACUCCGACGUCUGUCGGGACCAGUUGGGUGGAUUUAUUGGGAAUUCGUCUUUUUUAGUAAAAUAAUAAUAAUAAUUUUCUAAAGAUGAGUCUUCACCGCGCGGUGCUGCUGAUGCUUUGCGCGACGACGUCGUCCGCCGUCAGGAUUUUAUCCGGUCACGCGCUGAACUGCACUCGACAGGAUCUGCGGUGUGAAGCCAGUUACAAUAACUGCAUGGACCCUAAGUGGCUGGACGUUAACGACUACACCCCCAGCGCUCCAGAGGAGUUGCAGGUGUCAGUGAACAUCAUGUCGGAUGACCGAGGACAGCUGCAGCCUGUGCUGCACGCCAGCUGGAAGAUAAAAGAUGACGGUGGUAUCAGUCACCUGAAGGCCACCGAGCUUCAUGUCUUGGUGAGGUCCACCAACAACAACGUGUGUGUUCGAUAUUCUUUCAAAGAUGUUCUUCCAAUGAGAAGACUAUCAGGAGAAAAGUGGUCGUUCUCGUCUAACUCGCUGGUGUUGGAUCCUGGUCAGACGUACAAGGUCUCCAUCUCCAACAUCCCCAAACCAGAGAUGGGCCACAGCGAGUACGACAUCAGCACCUUAGUUCAGGUCCCUGACUGUAGAGACCCACAGAUGCAGAUGACCCAGUUCUGCAGAGAGACAGGGAGUCUGUGGCAGCCCAACAUCAGCCUGACCUCGGUGACCACAAGAGACACCCUGAUGGUCAGCUUCAUGCCAGACUCUCUGUGUGACCAGUACUUGGUUAUUGUUAAAUGUGACUUGUAUCCACAUGAUACUCGUGUGUUUAAGAAUAAUCAGAUGACCCUGAAUGUAACAUUCAGUCUGAACAAAUGGCCCAAAUCCUGCUGCCAGUUUGAUGCUGAGAUCAAACCCUUGUUCCCUCAGUGUGGAAACGACUGUCCACGACGAAGGACGACUCGGAAUAUCUGCUUUUCUGGUCCCCCACCAGAAAAUGCUCCAGAAUACGCUCCAGAACGUCCGUACAUCCUAGUUGCCGUGGGAAUGGGGAUCAUGUGCGUCAUCCUGGCAGCUCUUCUGUAUGUUCUCUGCAGGAAACGAGGUAAACCCGAGAUUCCUCCACCGCCUCCGUCAGGGCCCCUGCUGCCCCAACAACCUCCCCAAGUCCUGGUCAUCUACUCCCAGGACCACCACCUCUACAGGGAUGUGGUCCUAAAGCUGUGCGCCUUCCUCCAGGCCAAAUGUGGCACCAAGGUUCUGGUGGACCUGCUGGACUCCACCUCGGUCGGCAUGGCGGGUCGGAUCCGCUGGUUGGAGUGGCAGCGGCAGCAGCUGAAGAACCCCUCUGAUAAAAUCCUGGUGCUGUGCUCGCGGGGCGUCCAGGCCAAGUGGAGGGCCAUGUGUGGUGAGGGGAAGGUGAUGCUGAGGGAGGACAUCCUCUCCCCCACCGAUGACAUCCUCAUCCCCUUCCUCAACCUGUUCCUGCCGGAACUGCACCAGGCCGGGAUGCUGGGCCGCUACAUGGUGGCAUACUUCCAAGACAUCAGCAGUGAGAAAGACGUCCCGUCCGUGUUUGACAUCGGAGUCAAAUACAACCUGAUGAAGAACUUUGAGGAACUUUACUUCCGGAUAUUGGACAUAGAGAAGUACCAGCCGGGUCGGAUCAACCAAAUCCAGGGAAUUGGUGAGGACGAGUACUUCAACUGUCCCUCAGGAAGAGACCUGAGGAACGCCAUCCAGACCUUUCAGGCCUACCAGCUACAGCAUCCUGACUGGUUUGAGAAAGAGUGUGUUCUCAGUGAAGAGGAGGUUCUGGCUGAAGCCAGCCAAGACGUCCCUACUCUACAUGUACCUCCCGUCUUACAGUGUGAACCUCUGAUCAGAGACGGACCUCCUGUCUACGUCCACGACGUCCACAUUGGUAGAAACGACGGCAGCCUUCACAUUCUGACUCCAGAACUGAUGCCAGAACAGCAGCUGUCAUCCUUGUCAGAACUUCUGCCGGUCCUGAAUCCCGAGUCCAGCCAGGUCAGGGUGGUGAUGGACCACUUGCUGCAUCCCCCCGGCUUCAGUCCAGAGUCUGUUUAUGUUGCUAAGCCCAUUCUGAACAACCAGACCGCCUUUCGAGAAGAACCCCAGGGGCCCACUGAGGAUGAUGAAGAGGACUCCUUACUACGGGUGAUCCAGCCUUCGGCCCAGGUUGUCCUGCAGGGCCCUCUGGACUGGAGUCUGACAGAACCUUCCGGUCCAGCUACACAGAACGAGUACUUCCCCUCCCCCGAGGUCAGCCUCUCCCAGCCUGUGGAGAUGGACGAGGAGGACCUACAGCCAGGAGGAACAGGUCAGAUCAGUGAAUCUGACCAAGGCUACAUCUCCACGAUGUCAUCCCAGCAACGAGAUCCUGUUACAGAGGAUCCAAUGGAGGCUUUGGCCAGAUGGCAGGAGUUGCUUUUCCAACGUAAUCACAAAUAUUCCAGCAUCAGUCUGGAAGAGGAAUGACAGGAACAAGAGGUGUUCAUGGAUCAGAUCUUUCUGAAUGUCAGAAAUCCUGGAUCCUGGAGACGUGACUCUACAGCAGGAUGUUCAGCCCUUUCUGAGACUUCAGCUUCCAUCUCUGGAUAAACUCUGAUUAAAUGAUCAUUUUUAUGAGUCUUCAGGGACGAGCCAUCGAUUUUCCUCCAGGAUUGCUUCAACGUUUGUGGAUUAACCAAACAGAAAUAACUGCUGAGGACCUGAAACCAGAAAAAUGCCUCAUUGUGUUUACUGAUGAGGGCUUCAGUUGUUUUUCCUCAUCAGUUUCUGUCCAGACUAACAGAUAAAUGAACAGAUUAAUUUCUUUGGGUUUGGG
This is a messenger RNA of Melanotaenia boesemani (Boeseman's rainbowfish), 2845 nucleotides long. It is a transcript of the gene il17ra1a, whose product is annotated as interleukin 17 receptor A1a. Gene Ontology annotation, molecular function: interleukin-17 receptor activity. The record is from RefSeq and is a predicted model, not a curated record. The transcript has 12 exons. The coding region runs from base 118 to 2496 and encodes 792 amino acids. NCBI's taxonomy places the organism in Eukaryota, Metazoa, Chordata, Actinopteri, Atheriniformes, Melanotaeniidae.